This is a messenger RNA of Parathielavia appendiculata, 1053 nucleotides long. RefSeq names its product NAD(P)-binding protein. Gene Ontology annotation, molecular function: oxidoreductase activity. Bases 1 to 1053 code for a protein of 350 amino acids. The transcript has 4 exons. The record is from RefSeq and is a predicted model, not a curated record. NCBI's taxonomy places the organism in Eukaryota, Fungi, Ascomycota, Sordariomycetes, Sordariales, Chaetomiaceae.
AUGGCUAUUCCUGAGACAUACAAAGCCUUCAGACGCACCAUCGGCGACCUGCCGAGGACCAUCAGCCCGUCGACGGAACAGCUGCCCCGAGAGCUUGGACCGCACGAUGUCCUCCUCAAAAUCCAUGCCGUCUCCCUCAACUUCCGCGAUGUCGCUAUGCUACACGGGCGCUACCCGGUGAAUGUGAUUGAACGCGGUAUCUCGUGUUCCGACGCAGCUGCUGAGGUUGCCGCCGUUGGACGCCAAGUCAGAGAUUUCGCCAUUGGUGACCACGUUUCCGUCAUUGUCGACCUCAACAAUCUUACCGGAUGCGAGGAUGAGCCGUCUAUAGUACUUGGCGGCGACGUCGACGGCCUUCUCCGGGAGUACGCCAUCUUCGAAGACAAGUACCUUGUGCUGUUGCCUAUGCACCUGUCGUGGGAAGAGGCAGCUACCAUCACUUGUGCUGGCGUCAGCGCUUGGACUGCUCUCGACGGCCUUCAAGGGGCGAAACGGAGGAGCGCCCUCCUGCAAGGCACGGGAGGAGUCAGCUUUUUUGGCUUGCUGAUCUGCCUUGCUGCGGGCAUUCGACCCAUCAUCACGUCGUCAUCGGACAAAAAGCUUGAACAAAUUCAAGAACAGCUCGGCUCCGAUGUCGGUACCAUCAAUUACAGGACCGUCGCUGACCAAGCCUCGGAAGUCAAACGCCUUACCGACGGCAAGGGUGUCGACAUUGUCGUCAACAACGCUGGGCCGGCCUCCAUCCCGGAAGACAUCAGCUUCUUGCGGCAACGGGGCGGUCUCGUGUCCCUCGUCGGGUUCCUAGCCGGUAUGAAUGGUGUAUGGGAGCCAAGUGUCAUGAUCGCCUUGAUGUCCAAAUUCGCAAAGUUGAAGGGCAUUCUCGGAGGCUCAAAGCAGGAUUAUGUCGACCUGAAUCGGUUCCUGGAAGAGAAGAAAGUCUCCCUCGCCCCCCUCAUCGACAGAGUCUUUCAGUUCGACGAGUCGCCGGCCGCCUUCGACUAUCUAUACUCGGGAAACCAUGUCGGAAAGGUUGUUAUCAAGGUGCAGGACUAG